AAAACAUGGCGUUGUAACCCCACAAUAUAUAUCCGAUCAGGCUAACUCUCAUAAGAAAGAACAAUCACGUCUUUCUGGUACACUCAAGAGAAAUGAAACGCCCCGACACUUUCCGAAACCGCUAAUAAUAACUGUGGGGGGAAAACCGAGACGAAACAACCUUUGACAACGACGUCUGUGACGAUUUGGUCAGUGUUUGACAUGAGCUAACCCAGUUAAUUAGCUCUGUGUCUUCAUCAGUGAAGGAGGCGCUGUUGCCAUGGCACUGCCCUUGAUCCUCGCCCUCUCCCCUGUGCUGGCUCUGCUCAUCGCCCCCGGUUACUCCCAGCAAAUGGAACAGAGGGGGCGUCCCACGCUUCUGCAGGACCUCACCCUCCCCACCCAAACACACUGCGACACUGAGUGUCGGGCCAAUCCAGCAUGUACGCGGUAUCUUUUUGAGAAAUUGAACAGCAAGUGCUAUCUUUUUCGGUGUCCAGAUGUUCCCGCCUGCCAGCACAUCUCCCUGGAAGACCUGCUCUCGGACCGCAAAAUGAAUGGCCAGUCAACCUCUGGACCUGAAAGCCGAGCUGGGUCCAUGUCUCAUCACAUUGGUGAAGAGAGUACACCAGACCAGACCCAAGAUAAGCCUCCAAACCAGGCCCAAAAUAAGCCUCCAAACCAGGCCCAAAAUAAGCCUCCAGCCCAGGACCAAUAUCAGCCUCCAAACCAGGCCCAAAAUAAGCCUCCAGCCCAGGACCAAAAUAAGCCUCCAUCCCAGGACCAAAAUAAGCCUCCAUCCCAGGUCCACAUUAUCCCUCCAUUCCAGGCCCAAUAUAAGUCUCCAAGCCAGGACAAAAAUAAGCCUCCAAACCAGGACCAAAAUAAGCCUCCUGCCCAGGACCAAAAUAAGCCUUCAGCCCAGGACCAAAUUAAGCCUCCAUCCCAGGUCCACAUUAACCCUCCAUUCCAGGCCCAAUAUGAGCCUCCAAACCAGGCCCAAAAUAAGCCUCCAGCCCAGGACCAAAAUAAGGCUCCAAACCAGGCCCAAAAUAAGCCUCUAGCCCAGGACCAAAAUAAGCCUCCAUCCCAGGACCAAAAUAAGCCUCCAUCCCAGGUCCACAUUAACCCUCCAGUCCAGGCCCAAUAUAAGCCUCCAGCCCAGGACCAAAAUAAGCCUCCAUCCCAGGUCCACAUUAAGCCUCCAUCCCAGGUCCAAUAUAAGCCUCCAAACCAGGCCCAAUAUCAGCCUCCACACCAGGACCAAAAUAAGCUUCCAUUCCAGGUUGAAUAUAAGCCCCAAGCCCAGGACCAAAAUAAGGCUGCAGACCAGAACCAAAAUGAGGCUCCAGCUCAGGACCUAAAGAAGGUUCUGGCACCUCCAGACUCCAGGUUCCCAGCUCACAAUCCAGGCCAGGCCUCAUGGGCCAGUGGCCAUGGUGCUGCCCAGCCCCGCCCCCCUGCAGUGUCUGCCCAGAAUCACAGCUCCACCCACGGGACACAGACUGAAGCCAGUGGUAAGUCACCUGUGAUUUCACAGCCACCGCCUGUCUUUGGCACAACCAGCAAAACCACCAGCCUGUCCCCCAAAAUAUCCACCACGACCACUGGGCCCACCAGUAUGUCUACCACCCACACACCCAUGCAGACCACACACACAAAACAAAUAAAUAAGACUACACCUACAACCAAGUCCCUGCCCACAAAAAUGACAACCAAGGCAUAUGUGACCAAGACCACGCCCACAACUACUGAGGAGACCACAGCUGCGACUACAUCUGCAAUCAAGACCAUGCCUACAACUACAAAGAGGACUGCACCUACAACUACGACUACAACCAAACCCACACCCAAAACUACAAUGAAGACCACACCUACAACUACGAUUACAACCAAGCCCACACCAAAUUCUACAAUGAAGACCACACCUACAACUAUGACUACAACCAAACCCACACCAAAAACUGCAAUGAAGACCACACCUACAACUACGACUACACCUAACACCACACCCAAAACUACAAUGAAGACAACACCUACAACUACGACUACAACCAACACCACACCCAAAACUACAAUGAAGACAACACCUACAACUACAACUACAACCAAGCCCACACCAAAAACUACAAUGAAGACCACACCUACAAUUACGAUUACAACAAAGACCAGGCUCACAUCUAGGACGGCAAUCAAGACCGCCUCCACAACCCGGAUGACAACCAAGACCACACCUAUGACUACAGUGAAGACUACGGCCACAGCUAAAGCUACAAGCGCUCCCACCCCUACAUUAGCCCCUUCCAGUGGCCAGGCUAGCUCAGCGCCAGUGGCCCAACCAGCGGCCGCUUCCACCAGGCGGGCGGGGGAAGGGAAGGCAGCUGAAGCCCCCACAGACAGCACCGUGGGAGGGCUUCUGUCACGAAAUCCAUCAGACACCAACACCCUGCUGGCCGUCCUACUCUUCGGCCUGCUGUUCUUCAUCAUCAGCAUCCUCCUCUUCCUCAGGAAGGCCUGCGAUAGCUACAGGAAGAAAGGCUACACCCAGAUGGACUACCUGAUCAACGGGAUAUACUCCGAUCCCACCCUCUGAUGCCCAUAGGCGGCCAUGUUCCUUUUGCUUUUUGCUUAAAGGGGAUUAGUGUGGUGUCUGUGCUCUUUUUAAGACUGCGGGAGAACCGGGUGAAAUAUGUCCGCUUGCUGGCCAGUUCUCCAGCCCUGGUUCAUAAGAAUGAGCAGGACUGUUCUACCCACUGCCUUUAGAGAAUGGACUGAUCACGCCUGAUCCUAAUCCUAGCAUUAACCCUACCCCUAAACCUAACUGUAAUCCUGACCCUAAUCCUAACCCGAAUCCUAACCUAAAUCUAACCCUAACCCUAUCCCUAGACCUAACCCUGAGCCUAAGGAGAGACGCAGGUUAGAGAAACACUGGAUUCUCAAACUUAGCACGCUAUUUCCAAGAGGACUGAACCAACGCACAUAGAACACCAACACAAGAGGGACCAAAUUCUUUCUACUUAAAGGCUUCAGUUUAUUUCCCAAGAGGCUCUAAUAUGGGACAAAUUGGGAAAUAAAGAUUUCUUACUCACCUAACCCUGAGCCUAACCUAAAUCUGUCCCUAACCCUAAUCCUAACCCUGACAUGUCCUUUUCCUCUGUAUCGCUCUGACCUGCUUUUCCUGUCCAGGAGGUGCAUUUUUCACACGUUGGCUUAGAAGCCUGAGGCUUUAUAAUUCCCUCCAGUCUCCCAGCUGCUGUCUGGAUCUCCUGUGCACAAAAUAAUUCUAAACCUUUUCCUAUUUUCUGGACAAUGUUUUCUUUCAUUUGUUUUCUCUCCACUUGCACACUUUUCCGUGCCUUGGCAGAAGUCUGGGCGACGCUAACAGACUUCCUCAGCUCUGGGGUCUGUGUCCCCGGGUCCUGCAGGAGAAAUAAGACCGUGACCGCACGCUGCUUUGCUUUGUCUGGCGGUCUGUUAUCGGUCGACGAGGCCGACGUGUCCGCGCGGUCGCUGAGCCACGUUCGCAUCGCGCCCCGGGAUUCGCACAGCCAUUCCGCGGAACAUUCCAGCAAACGUCCGCCUGAUUUAUAUCCCAGAGACCAACCCGUAGGAACCCUAACAGGCUGUGCCGUCCACUCUACGCCAAGAUACUUCUGUGCAAUCUUACCAAAAAAAAUGUAAAAUGUCAUAAAUAAAUACAUUUUUUUUUGCACUGAUAAUAAAAUGAGAACCACAGGC
This is a messenger RNA of Conger conger (European conger), 3717 nucleotides long. Its product is annotated as mucin-2-like. The coding region runs from base 260 to 2572 and encodes 770 amino acids. NCBI's taxonomy places the organism in Eukaryota, Metazoa, Chordata, Actinopteri, Anguilliformes, Congridae. The transcript is spliced from 4 exons. The record is from RefSeq and is a predicted model, not a curated record.